AUGGUACUCCCUCUCGCUACCCGCGCAUCUACGUUCAACCCUCCCACAAUCCCUCUCAAUUGGUCUACCGUAUAUGCAUGCGCAGUCGACGUCCCAUCCCGAGUAAUCGCGGACGAUGUCACUACCCAAUACACCGACAACACACCUGCGUCGUGCAUCGAGCGCUGCGAUGCUGACAACUCCGUAUACGCCGGCGUCGAGUUCAGCAACGAAUGCCAUUGCGGCACGGGCCUAGUCGGCACGCCGACUGCUGCCCCAACCACCGACUGCAAUAUGGCCUGCACAGGAGACGAGACUCUAUCCUGCGGGGGAUCUUUCCGCAUCCAGAUCUACAAGUCACCUGCUCUCGCUCCGGGCUCGUGGACGGGGCUAGGGUGCUUCGUAGACACGCCCACUACACCUGCAUUUGGUCCGCCUGUCGUGCAUACGACGUUUGCAUCGAAUCUGGACUUCGUUGACCAAUGUAUCGACUACUGUCAGCAUGUCGGAUACCCGUUCGCAGGCGUUGAAGACGCAAGCGACUGCCAGUGUAGCUUCGGGUUCGCCGGCGGAGUCGUGAGCGCGCCAAUAACCGACUGCAAUUCGACCUGUCCACUCCCUCCGGGGGAGGGGAGGGAGUUCUGUGGCGGCGUGCAGAGGCUGGAUGUAUUCCAAUAUGACUGGCCGGGGUUCUGA
Molecule: messenger RNA, 675 nt
Organism: Dichomitus squalens LYAD-421 SS1
Lineage: Eukaryota; Fungi; Basidiomycota; Agaricomycetes; Polyporales; Polyporaceae
Product: WSC-domain-containing protein
Exons: 2
Coding region: 1-675 (224 amino acids)
Cellular component (GO): plasma membrane
Source: RefSeq, a predicted model, not a curated record